Molecule: messenger RNA, 4160 nt
Organism: Podarcis lilfordi (Lilford's wall lizard)
Lineage: Eukaryota; Metazoa; Chordata; Lepidosauria; Squamata; Lacertidae
Source: the annotation of a GenBank genome assembly
CCCCUUACAUAAGGAGCACAACGGCGGGCGGGGCGCGCAGAAGGUUCUGGCAGUUGGAGCGAAUAGCGGGGUUGUUGCUGUUCGUGCGCGUAACGGUCGUCGCCGCUGGGGUUAUUGUUUUGCCAUGGCCCGUAAGUAUGCGGCGUGGGCGGCGCCCGCCACCGCCCUGCUGGUGGCCUUCCCUCGCCAGUUGGGACUUGUAUAAUUGGUGGCGGCGGUUGCGGCCUGGGGCCGAAGCGGGCCUUGCGGGGACCGUAGGCCAGCCGUGGGUUGCCGCUCCCGUGUUGUGGUCCCUGGCGGGCGGCUAUUGUAAGGUCGCCUCAGAGACGUUGGUAGCUUCGCUUGCAACCCUGGCUCCUCUUUGUCCGGGGAAGAAGCCCCCGUUGACUUCAGUAGGGCUUGCUCCCGAGUAGACCCGGCGAGGGCUGCUGCGCCGCUGGAGAGGCCGGUCGAGCGCGGGGGCAGCAGCCGCCCUUGUAUGUGUCUGUUGGGGUGAACGGGGACUCUGGCUGGAGGGAAGCGGUUCUCUUUUAAGAGGAAGCGAUAGGCAGGGCUGGCCUGAGAAAGCACAGCUCUGUUUUCCUUCCUCGACCGGGGAAACAACAUGCUCUUUGUGAGCAGGAUACGUCCCUGCUGCGCUCGCAUUACCGUCUCCCCUAGUCGGAAUGAGCCGUGUGAAAGGGCCCUUUUCACCGAAUCCGGGGCCCCAAACUGCCUUCCCCGAGUGGAGAGAGCUAGCGGGGACGCUCGGUGUCCACGGGUGGAUGCUAAAUAUGCCUCAAUAGUUGUUUGCACUAUGCGGGCUGUACUGUACAGUAUUUUUAAACUGCAGCGUAACUUUUUAGAAACAACAGCUGCGGCGGCGCCGACUUCAGUUUCCAGUGACUUCAAACUGAAACAAAAGAUGCUCAGUGUGUGUUAUUUCUAUAUAGGAGCGUUUCGAUUUGUUCCCUCAGCGGGAACUAAGACUUGCUGAGAGCUUCAUUGAAAUGUUAAGUAGACUUGUACGCAGGCUUACUUGGAAACGAGGUCCCUUAAGUUCAUUCCCCCAAAGGUGGUUCCUCAGUUCCUAGUUCCUUAUUCAGCACAGAGAGAAGCUGCCUGGAUAGGAUGGUUACAGCUUCACUGACACCAGAAACAAUUCAAGCAGUAUAUAAUGCCUAAAGAGCUGUAGAGUUAUCUGGUUCAUAUUUUCUGACUAGGAGUUGAACAUUAAACAUGACUGAUAUUCUGUAUUUAUUUGCCUUUAGAAUAGUGUGCAUAAACUUUGCUGAAUGAAACGAUGGUUGUUGAUGUUUAUCAUAUGAUUGUAUUACUUUCAAAGAGCUCAGGGCAGCAUACACAGUUAUUGUCCAAUCUAUACCCUUGCGUCAGAUAAAGGCAGUUAUGAGGCUGGUUGUGCCUGUGCAAUUGUUUGCUGAAUUGUUUUAGUUUCAGAGCUUGCAUGAUUCUCUGCGUCAAGGAAAUAUGUGGAUGGAAUUCAACAAAAUUGAGUAUUAAUGGGCAUAAAAAGCCUCUUGAGCUUGCCACUUGGUGCACACUGGACAAAGAGUCACAGCCAGUCUCCUGGGCAACUAGCAAGCAUAGUUGUCAAACUCAUUGUACUUCACAUGACUGAGCAUACAGAAAAUAGAUUUUGAACUUUACAAUAAAUGUGAGUAGCAGCCCAUUAAUGGUAUCAAGUUUUGAGAACUAUAGAUUUCAUUUUGAUAAGAUGUGAGGUAUAAUAAAAAGUAAUGAUUUGGUGUGAAAUAUGGCUGAAGCAUAUGUAAACUGUACUGCAGCACUCAAACUUUUUCUACUACAGAAUUAGUUGGUUGUUGUGGCAUAGAGGUUGUUUUUUAUUUAUUUGUUCAACUUACUAGGUGCUUGCCACCCAAAGGUCUCCAAGCGACUUGCAGCAAAAUUAUAUGCACGCACACACAAUAUUUCAUAUUGGGGAUCCAUGGCAUCAAAAGACUAGCAUAAAAUAUUUGUGCAUGCAUACCUAAAGGGCAUUGGUACCAGUGCUGCUCAAGUUCUUGUCAACAUGUAUGUGCAGUAGCCCACUUUGGUUAUAUCAGUUAUAUUAGCUUGUAGGCUAAGAUGUCACCAUGUUAUUGGAUGAAGCACAUUCCUUUGCAAGCCAGCCUGAAUACUUGCCCACUUGAUUGGAUUUCAAACUACCUGGGCAAGCUAAGUAUUUCCUUGGUGACUGGCGCUUACCAAAGCCACACUUUGUCGGGAAUAUUGAAAAUAUUGGCUAUACUGUGGGCUGCGUAGUUGGGAACUCAGUGGUGCAGCUGAUCCAACAGGGUUUGCUUACAAGCCUCAUUUACCAAAGAGCAGUCAAAGUGUGGUACUUUUAACAUAGUGUAAAGGGGGAAAUUUGGAUUAUCGGCAGCAGGAUUUACUAUUGUGCAACUAAGAGAUGGACAAUCUUUGGCUCUGUUGGUCAAAAGUAGGUACUAGUAACUGGCCUAAAGCCUAACUCUUAAAACUGUUCCAACUUUAGGUGGGAACCAGCGUGAACUUGCCCGCCAAAAGAACAUGAAGAAAAACCAAGAACUAAAUAAAGGAAAAAGAAAAGAGGAUACUUUGUCGGCUUCUCAAAGGAAACAGAGGUAUGUUUGAAUAGCAAUCUCUGACAACCCACAUACCCUGGUGCAUAUGUAAGUAGUGUAAAAUUCUGCCUCAGAAUGCUUAAAGAUAGAAUACAAUUUCUGUACUGUGGCCCUGUCUUAGACUGAAAAAAUACAUUUGAUGUUUGGGAAGCUACCUUAAUGUGCUUAAGCUUGCAUUUGGCUAUUUGGAAUGGAUACAGUCUUAUUAUAAUUGAAGUUGGGUGGGGGAGGUGUAGUUUAGAAUUUAGAACUAGAACACCGAACUUUAAAACAUUAAGAACCAACAUUGUUGUUGAACCAACAAGGCUUCUUAUUCUUUCCCAUCGUGUGCUCCAAAAUCCAUUCUAGAGGGUUGGGGGAUUUUUGAGGAAGGUGAGAAACCAAAACUCUUGUUGCCCUGAAAAAUAUUCAUUGUUUCCACUAAACAUGGACGUCACUCGCUCUUCAUCUUUUCUUUUCCAGAGACUCCGAAAUUAUGCAGCAAAAGCAGAAAGCAGCUAAUGAGAAGAAAACUCUUCAGACAGGAACAAAAUAAUCUGUGGCUGCAUGAAGGACCUAAUAAUGCUGCAGUGCAUCUCAGAAUAAUAGGGCCUAAGAAAAGACAUAUUUGUAAAAGUGGCCAGCCAUUAAAUGGUUAAUGUUUAUCUUCUACAAGCUCAUUUGUCCAGUAUGCAUUUCUUUUAGAAUGUCUGAUUAGUAGAGUGCAGUUGCAACUGACUUGGCUUUAACUGAAAUACUAGAAAUAAUUCCAGUAAAAUUGGAUUCAAAGUUCCCUUUGCAUGUCUACUAGUAAUGAUAGCAGUGGCUUGACUGCAGUUUUCAUUGUUAAGUGUUGGCUUGGUAAAUGGCUUGUGUGACUGUACCAGUUAAUAAAUAUGCAAAUAGACUGAGAAUCCUGUCUGGCAGCCCAACAGCAUUCAAAAACUAUACCAUUUUUAAAAGCCCAGGUCUCUGUUCUUGCUUUCCACUUUGUAAAGCUCAGCUGUAAAAUUAACCGUAAAUUAUUUUUACAAUAAAAUGUUGCAUGAAGUACUGUGUAAGUUGGAAAUGGGUACACCAGACAGUUAUAAUAGCUUUUCCAUUGUUUCUGACACGUUUGGCACAAUUCAGAGGGUUCUUAGUCCUUUCAUCAGCACAACUUUUCCAUUGUGUUUCAAUUGCAGCCUGAAUACUUAAUACAAUUCUUCAACUGCUAAGCAAGAUUCUCUAAAUAUAUUACUAUGUAUAACUGCAGCUUAAAAUCUGUACUCUGAACUAAAAUAUAAAUAACCUUCUCUUUUGUCUAAAGCUUGGUUGAUUAUAAAAAUGGCAGCCAAGAAUAAGUUGCUUAGUUUUACUGCUUUUUUUUAGGCCUGACUGUUUUCCAUAGUGAUAAAGGUCUAGCGGAAUUACGUAUUUGACAUUCAUGGUUGUACUUCAGCUAGUGAGCAAGAACAAAAGCCUGUUGACCUGGGAUUAAGCCAAAUUUAUUCUUCUGUUUCCUGCUACUUCUCUUAAAAACAAUAGAGCUCUGUAGCAUAUUAGCAGAUUGGGAUGGAGGCAGUCGGGGUGACCCUA